Molecule: messenger RNA, 1610 nt
Organism: Cuscuta campestris
Lineage: Eukaryota; Viridiplantae; Streptophyta; Magnoliopsida; Solanales; Convolvulaceae
Source: the annotation of a GenBank genome assembly
GCGCAAAUUUUCUACGCUUACUAUUUUUGUUUUAAAUUCGGUUCAUCUUCAUCUCCGAUCUUUUUGAUUGAAAAUUCCCUCCUUUUUUUCCGUAUACAAAAAAAAUGAAAUCCUCCGUAUAUACUCCCUCUGUUCUUUUUGCUUUACUGGCGAUCUUCUUCAAUGGCCUCACAGCUGCACAGGUCUGCUCUCAGACCGCCGGAAACUUCACGGCCAACGGCACCUACGCCGGAAACCGAGCUCGCCUCUUCUCCUCCUUCUCCUCCAACCUCUCCUCAACCUAUGGCUUCUUCAUGAACACCACAGUCGGCCAUGGCGCCGACAGGAUUUACGGAAUCGCCCUCUGCAGGGCCGAUUCGCCCCGCGAAACCUGCAACGAAUGCAUCAAUUCUGGAAUCAAAGAGCUCGCGGACAGUUGCCCCAACCAAAUCGAAGCAAUCAAUUGGGCUUGGGUGAGCCCCUUCUCGUGCUUCGUUAGGUAUUCGAACCGUUCCCUUUCCGGGAAAUCGGAGCUUUCUCCGAGUGAAGAGUUCCGAAAUUCCGGCGUAUUCACGUCUGAUGAGACGGAUCGGAUUAAACCGUUAUGGGAGAAUCACAUCUCGAGCUUGAUCGCCGCGGCCUCCAUGGGGACGAAGAUCAAGUACGCUUCUGGAGAGAGGAAUUUCAGUGAUUUGAUGAAGAUAUACGCCUUGGUUCAAUGCACUCCAGAUCUAUCUCGACGCGAUUGCGAGAGUUGUUUGACACAGACCGUGAUCGCGUUUCAGAGCUGUUGCGGUAAAAACCAUGGAGGAUCUUCUUAUACUCCCAGUUGUAUUUUCCGUUGGGAUUUGUACCCGUUUUAUAAUAAUCAUAGUUCCUUCACCGGAUCAUCUCCGCCUCCGGCGAAUCCUCCGGCGGCUCUACCUUUUCAUCCACCGGCCAAUGCGGAGACUAGUACCGGAAAUGGGAGGAGGAUAAGUUCUCGGACGGUUGCGAUUAUAUCGGCACCUAUCGCAGUUGCUUUCUCGGGGGUGCUCGCUGCUGUCGUCAUUUUCCGGCGGAUGACGAAAAGGUCGGGAUUUCAUGGCCGGUUGGCUGCGGAGGAAAGAGGCAACGGAGAGUGCAUGCAAUUCAAGCUCGCCACCGUCAGAAUCGCCACUAACAACUUCUCCCAUCUCAACAAGCUCGGGCAAGGUGGAUUUGGUUCCGUUUUCAAGGUAGAGUGGGGCAGGCGCCGCUCGUCCCUGUUGAGCCAUGUGACGAAGUGCAAAGGAUCCGAUUCCUUCCAAACGCUACCCGCCGAACUGAAAAUAUGCGCGAGCUUUGAUAAAACACCCGGGUGUACCUUUGGAAAGAUCCACCCGGUUUCUUAAUAGAUUCUCCCUCACUGAUCUGCUUUCGGGCUGAUGAUAUCAAGUGUUCGAAAUCCACCCAGGUGGUCUUGGCCUACUUGGUUGACUUCUUCCCAUUACUUUGGUUUCAUCCCCCUUAGAGGUACUUUAGUCAACCCAGUUGACAAAUGUAGCCUGUGGCCCAGUUCAUCUCCUGGGUGGGAAUACACCCGUCAGACUAAGAUAAAUAUUUACAAUAAUAUCAUAUAUCCAAAUUUACAAUAAUACUGUCUCUGUCCU